Messenger RNA from Branchiostoma floridae (Florida lancelet), 1411 nucleotides. RefSeq lists its product as uncharacterized. The transcript is spliced from 5 exons. Gene Ontology annotation, cellular component: intracellular anatomical structure. The record is from RefSeq and is a predicted model, not a curated record. Lineage: Eukaryota; Metazoa; Chordata; Leptocardii; Amphioxiformes; Branchiostomatidae. The coding region runs from base 154 to 681 and encodes 175 amino acids.
AAAGUAGUGGAUGCUACAGCUGGUUGAAUUGCCAGACCGUUUCCAAAAUCAUAUCCAGCUGCUUGAGUAACUGCUUUUUGGCGUACAAUAAGACAAUUUUAGUCACACUCAGGUUGUCUUUUGCGGCUGUGAGAAGUGAAGUCGACAUCAAGAAUGUCUCAGGAAAUGGUGAAGAGGAGUGGGUUCCAUCAGCUUGUGGAGAUGUACAACAUGCAGAAACAUCCAGAGGGAGGCUGGUAUAGAGAGUCCUUCAGGUCUGCCGUCCAUUUUCAGACUACAGAGGAUCGCAAAGAUGGCACUGAGUCCAGCGCCGCCACAGUUUGUUUCUACCUGCUGCCGGAAGAUGUUCCGUCUACCUGGCGCCGACUAUCGUCAAAAGACGAAAUAUGGCUGUACCAAGAUGGCGGCUGUCUCAAGAUUCAUAUGAUUGGUGCAGACGGCAUUUACUCCUCCGCUAUCCUGGGAAGCUCUCUCGAGCACAGAGAGGCCAGCUAUGAAGUUCUCGUGCCGGCCGGGGUUUGGUGUGCAGCAGAAGUAAUGCACGGCGGCAAAUUUACGCUCGGCAGCAUGGUUGUUGUACCAGGUUUUGACUGGAAGCGUUUGGAGCUGGGCCAGGAAGAAGAACUGGUGACGUCAUUUCCUCAUCUGGCCGGCAUCAUCAAACCGUUUUGCAAACAUUAGAUUAUAAUUAGCUUAUAAUAUGCUGUUCUUAUGAACGUUUAUCUGUGACGGCAACCGAUCUAGUAGAAAUUGUACACGCUGUUUCCGUACACAAAGUAAAACACUUAUCAACAAGCUUUUAAUCAGCCCCUAGCCGUUCUGGUCACAUGACACGAGGUUGGUUCAUUCCAACUUGAAGAGGAUCGAAGGACUUAAUGGACCCUUUUGGGUAAGCGCUUUACUUUGGGUACGGAAAGAGCGUGUGUUUUUUUUACAACGUUAUAUGCCGCUUUCCUGAAAAACAUGGGCAGAGAAGAGAACUUUGUUAGAGGUUGUCGGGCAAUGCAGUGGUAAAAGAUGCUAGUUGAGCAACAUCUUUGCCACGUCCAAAAUUUAUAUAUUUUAAGAUCUACAUAGAACUUGCUAAUGUUACCAUAGAGACAUUAGGUCAUAACGAGUAAAUUUUAUAGAUGAUAGGUCAGCACCAGCCUUGAUUUUCUCUUGAUUUUGAAAUAAGAAUAAGAAAUUUCGGAGAUGGUCGACUUAAUAUUGUAGAAUCGACCCUAGUCGUGGUAGCAUUGAGUGUAGUUUUAGACACUAGUUCGGUAACGUUAGUUGUAGAAGCGGCACUAGAGGUGACACUAGGCUACCACACUGAUAUCACCUUGUGAAAGGAGGGUUUAAACUCCUUGCUUUGUGCAGUUUGAUUGUGAAGAUAGGAAUAAAAGACUAAAAGAUCGUCUGUGUGUGA